This is a messenger RNA of Lemur catta (Ring-tailed lemur), 2523 nucleotides long. RefSeq names its product coiled-coil domain containing 61 (gene CCDC61). Gene Ontology annotation, cellular component: centrosome. The coding region runs from base 653 to 2296 and encodes 547 amino acids. The record is from RefSeq and is a predicted model, not a curated record. The transcript has 14 exons. NCBI's taxonomy places the organism in Eukaryota, Metazoa, Chordata, Mammalia, Primates, Lemuridae.
CCUCUGCUGAGUAGUGCUGGGGUCACUGUGGUGAUUGAGACCUAGUCAGGGAGGGCUUCCUGCAGGAGGUGGCAUCCUCCAGCUGAGACCUGGAGGACAACAAGGAGUGAGCUGAAGGGAAAAGACCUUGGCUGAAUCCCUCUUGCCUGAAACCCCAUAAUCUGGCAUCUCCCAUUAAAUUCACAAGUGGUCCUUGAUCUAUGCCAGGCCAGGGAACUGAGGAUACAAGAAUGAUCAAAAUGGCUCUGCCCUCAUGGGCUCCUGAUCUGUCAACUAAUCAUCAAUGAAUCACACAGAUGGUAACAGAGAGUGCCAGGCACUAUUCAAAGCAUCUUAUAUGUAUUAAUUAAUUCGUACAACAAUCCCAUGAGGUAGCUCUUUUAUAAACACUUUUUAAAAUUUAAUUUUAUUUUUCUUCUCUAGCAGCAGAAUAAGCUUCAGGGUAGGAGCUCUUAUUGCCCCAUUUUACUCAUGAGGAAAGUGAUUUGCCCAAGGUCACACCAUGGAUAAGUGGUGGAGCUGAGAUCUGAACCCUGGAGUCCCCAGCCUGCAGAUGUGCCAUGCUUAAGGUGUAAGGCCACAUUUGGGUUAGUGCUGGGAGGAAGCGGAAAGUGGUCAGGGAAGGGCAGCUGGCUAAUGAGUAGGGGGAUGAAUGUUCCUGUCCUCUGUGGGAUCCUACGCAAGCCUCAGUUUCAUCCUCUGUAAAACGGGAUGGUUGUACCUUCCAGAGAGCAGAUUUAAGGCAACCUUGGCCAUGGACCAGCCGGCUGGCCUGCAGGUCGACUACAUCUUCCGUGGUGUGGAGCAUGCCGUGCGGGUGGUGGUUUCUGGGCAGGUGCUGGAGCUGGAGGUGGAGGACCGGAUGACGGCUGACCAGUGGCGGGGCGAGUUUGAUGCCAGCUUCAUCGAAGAUUUGACUCACAAGACAGGGAACUUCAAACAGUUCAACAUCUUCUGUAACAUGCUGGAGUCAGCCCUCACACAGAGCAGUGAGUCAGUCACCCUAGACCUGCUGACCUACACAGACCUGGAGUCCCUGCGAAACCGCAAGAUGGGGGGCCGCCCGGGCUCCUUGGGCCCCAGGUCAGCUCAGCUCAACUCCAAGCGCUACCUGAUCCUCAUCUACUCUGUGGAAUUUGACAGGAUUCACUACCCGCUGCCCCUCCCGUACCAGGGCAAGCCCGACCCCGUGGUCCUGCAGGGCAUCAUCCGCUCGCUGAAGGAGGAGCUGGGCCGCCUGCGAGGGCUGGAUGGCCAGGCCGCUCAGGACACCCGGGAGACCGAGAUCUGGCACCUGCGGGAGCAGGUGUCGCGCUUGGCGUCUGAGAAGCGCGAGCUGGAGUGCCAGCUGGGCCGGUCGCGCGAGGAGGCUCUGGCCGGCCGGGCGGCGCGCCAGGAGGCCGAGGCGCUACGCGGACUGGUGCGUGGCCUGGAGCUGGAGCUGCGGCAGGAACGCGGCCUCGGGCACAGGGCUUCGGGUCGCCGCAGCCAGGACUGCCGCCGCCUGGCCAAGGAGCUGGAGGAGGUGAAGGCGUCGGAGCGGAGCCUGCGCUCGCGGCUGAGGACGCUGAACAGCGAGCUGGCUCUGUACAAACGGGGGAGACGGACUCCACCAGUGGUACUGGCCCGGGAGGACCGGGCUUCAUCGUCCCGCGAGCGCUCCACCUCUCGUGGCCGUGGCGCUGCUCGCUCCUCGUCCCGGGAGAGCGGCCGCGGAAGCCGGGGUCGGGGCCGCCCUGCCCGCCCCUCGCCCUCGCCCACAGGUGGCCGUGCGCUCCGUUUUGACCCCACAGCUUUUGUGAAAGCCAAAGAAAAGAAGCAGAGAGAGAUCAGGAUGAAGCAACAGCAGCAGCAGCGAAACCGCUUGGGCAGUGGAGGAAGCGGGGACGGCCCGUCGGUCUCAUGGUCUCGCCAGACCCGGCCCCCUGCUGCUGUGACUGGCCGAGGGGACGCAGCUAACCGCUCCCGAAACCGAAACCGCAGCUCUUCCGUGGACAGUUUCCGCAGCCGCUGCUCCUCCGCCAGCUCCUGUAGCGAGUUCGAGGACUUCUCAGAGUCGCUCUCCAGAGGCGUUCCUCGCCGUGGGAAGCCGCCUAGCCCCACACCCUGGAGUGGGUCCAAUACGAAGUCCACCCCCUUGGAACGUAGCCACCAUCAGAGACGCCUGGCCAACUCGGGUGGCUGGGUCCCCAUCAAAGAGUACAGCUCGGACCACCAGGCGGCCGACAUGGCCGAAAUAGAUGCCCGCCUGAAGGCCUUGCAGGAAUACAUGAACCGACUGGACACGCGGUCGUGACCGUGGAGAGGGGGUACUGCCCCUCCACCCCCCCACCCACUGCUGGGUAUGGCAUGGGGGGUGGGGCCAGGGUGGCAUUCCAGCCCCGCCCAAGCUCCAGUCCUCCUGGUGCUCCUGGGGUCUCAGGUGUGUGAGGCCUGGACCCCAUCCUCUCCCCAGGCAAGGCAUGCUGGGAGGGAGGAUACGUGCAUUUUGUAAAUAAACAUUUUUGCCUUUGGGACCCCUCA